CUGCCAGCAGGAACAGCCAGCCCCACCGGCUGCAGCUGAGAGGAGUAAUGGCUGCUACUGGAGUGCUCCCCUUUAUCAGGGGGGUGGAUCUGAGUGGGAAUGACUUCAAGGGUGGCUAUUUUCCUGACCACGUGAAGUCCAUGACCAGUUUGCGAUGGCUGAAGCUCAACAGGACGGGCCUGUGCUACCUGCCGGAGGAGCUCUCUUCCCUCCAGAAACUGGAGCACCUGUCUGUGAGUCACAACCACCUCACCACGCUCCACGGAGAGCUCUCCGGCCUGCCGUGCCUCCGGGCAAUUGUGGCUCGAGCGAACAGCCUGAAGAAUUCAGGAGUUCCUGAUGACAUUUUCCAGCUCGAUGACCUCUCGGUGCUGGACCUGAGCUACAACCAGCUCACAGAGUGUCCCCGGGAGCUGGAGAAUGCCAAGAACAUGCUGGUGCUCAACCUCGGCCACAACAGCAUUGAUAACAUCCCCAACCAGCUGUUCAUCAACCUGACGGACCUGCUGUACCUGGACCUGAGCGAGAACAAGCUGGAGAGCCUGCCGCCGCAGAUGAGGCGCCUGGUGCACCUGCAGACCCUGAUCCUGAACAACAACCCGCUGCUGCACGCCCAGCUCAGGCAGCUCCCUGCAAUGACCGCUCUGCAGACCCUGCACCUGAGGAACACGCAGCGCACUCAGAGCAAUCUGCCCACCAGCCUGGAGGGCCUGAGCAACCUCGCAGACGUGGACCUGGCCUGCAACGAGCUGAGCCGGGUCCCCGAGUGCCUCUACACCCUCUCCAGCCUGCGCCGUCUCAACCUGAGCAGCAACCAGAUCUCCGAGCUCUCCCUCUGCAUCGACCAGUGGACCCAACUGGAGACCCUCAAUCUGUCACGGAACCAGCUCACCUCACUGCCCUCUGCCAUCUGCAAGCUGACCAAGCUGAAGAAGCUCUACUUGAACUCUAACAAGCUGGAUUUCGACGGCAUUCCCUCUGGCAUUGGCAAACUCGCCAGCCUGGAGGAGUUCAUGGCAGCCAACAACAACCUGGAGCUGAUCCCCGAGAGCCUGUGCAGGUGCACGAAGCUGAAGAAGCUGGUGCUGAACAAGAACCGCCUGGUCACCCUGCCGGAGGCUGUUCAUUUCCUGACGGACGUCGAGAUCCUGGACGUCCGGGAGAACCCCAACCUGGUGAUGCCCCCCAAGCCGGUGGACAAAACCUCUGAGUGGUACAACAUCGACUUCUCCCUGCAGAACCAGCUGCGCCUGGCUGGUGCCUCGCCCGCCACCGUCGCAGCGGCUGCAGCAGGGAGCGGCACGAAGGACCCCACGGCCCGCAAGAUGCGGCUUCGCCGGCGCAAGGACUCGGCAGCGCAGGACGAUCAGGCCAAGCAGGUGCUGAAGGGGAUGUCGGACGUGGCUCAAGAGAAGAACAAGAAACUGGAGGAGAACGGGGACAUGAAAUACACAGACCCAAAGACGCGCCGCUGGGACCAGAGCCUGGAGAAGCCCCAGCUCAACUAUUCGGAGUUCUUCACGGAGGACGUGGGGCAGAUCCCUGGUGUCUCCGUCUGGCAGAUCGAGAACUUCGUGCCCACCCUGGUGGACGAGGCCUUCAACGGGAAGUUCUACGAAGCUGACUGCUACAUUGUGCUGAAGACGUUCCUGGACGACAGUGGCUCCUUGACCUGGGAGAUCUACUACUGGAUCGGGCACGAAGCCACGCUGGACAAGAAGGCCAGCGCGGCCAUCCACGCCGUCAACCUGCGCAACUACCUGGGGGCCCAGUGCCGCACCAUCCGGGAGGAGAUGGGGGAUGAGAGCGAGGAGUUCAUCCAGGUGUUCGACCACGAGAUCUCCUACAUUGAGGGGGGCUCGGCCAGCGGCUUCUACACCGUCGAGGACGCACAGUACAUCACCAGGCUGUAUCGCAUCUAUGGGAAGAAGAAUAUUAAGCUGGAGCCCGUGACACUUAAGGCUGCUUCGCUGGACCCCCGGUUUGUCUUCCUCCUGGACAACGGCCUUGAGAUCUCCGUGUGGAGGGGGAGCCAGGCCACGUUGAGCAGCACCACCAAAGCCAGGCUAUUCGCUGAGAAGAUCAACAAGAACGAGCGGAAGGGGAAGGCGGAGAUCACGCUCCUGAACCAGGGCCAGGAGCCGCCCGAGUUCUGGGAGGUGCUGGGGGGCCAGCCCGAGGAGAUCAAGGCCAACGUCCCGGACGACUUCCAGCCAGCCAAGCCCAAGCUCUAUAAGGUCGGCCUGGGGCUGGGCUACCUGGAGCUGCCCCAGAUCAACUACAAGCUCUCGGUGGAGCACCAGAAGCGACCCAAGGUGGACCUGCUGCCGGAGAUGCGACUGCUCCAGAGCCUGCUCAACACCAAGGCCGUGUACAUCCUCGACUGCUGGUCCGACGUCUUCAUCUGGGUGGGCAGGAAGUCCCCGCGCCUGGUGCGGGCGGCGGCCCUCAAGCUGGGGCAGGAGCUGUGCAGCAUGCUGCACCGGCCCAAGCACGCCAUGGUCAUCCGCAACCUGGAGGGCACCGAGUGCCAGGUGUUCAAGUCCAAGUUCAAGAACUGGGACGACGUGCUGAAGGUGGACUACACCCGCAACGCAGAGAGUGUGCUGCAGGCCAAGGGGCUGGCCGGCAAGGUGAAGAAAGACGCCGAGAAGAAGGAUCAGAUGAAGGCUGACCUGACGGCGCUGUUCCUGCCCCGCCAGCCCCCCAUGGCCCUGACGGAGGCGGAGCAGCUGAUGGAGGAGUGGAACGAGGACCUGGACGGCAUGGAGGGCUUUGUCCUGGAGGGCAAGAAAUUUGCUCGCCUGCCUGAAGAGGAGUUCGGACACUUCCACACACAGGAUUGCUACGUCUUCCUGUGCAGGUACUGGGUGCCAGUGGAGUACGAGGACGAGGCGGAGAAGAAGAAGAAGAAGAGCGGUGACAAAGGGGAUGGAGAGAGAGGGGAGGAGGACGAGGAGGAAGAGGAGGAGGAGGAGAAGCAGCCGGAGGAAGACUUCCAGUGCAUCGUGUACUUCUGGCAGGGGCGUGAGGCCUCCAACAUGGGCUGGCUCACCUUCACCUUCAGCCUGCAGAAGAAGUUCGAGAGUCUCUUCCCUGGCAAGCUGGAGGUUGUGCGCAUGACCCAGCAGCAGGAGAACCCCAAGUUCCUGUCUCACUUCAAGAGGAAGUUCAUUAUCCACAAGGGCAAGAGGAAGUCCAAGGACAACAGCCUGCAGCCCAGCCUGUACCACGUCCGCACCAACGGCAGCGCCCUCUGCACCCGGUGCAUCCAGAUCAACACCGACUCCUGCCUGCUGAACUCCGAGUUCUGCUUCAUCCUGAAGGUACCGUUCGAGAGCACCGAUAACCAAGGCAUCGUCUACACCUGGGUGGGCCGGGCCGCCGAUCCCGAGGAGGCCAAGCUAGCCGAGGAAAUCAUGAACCACAUGUUCGACGACUCGUACAGCAAGCAGGUGAUAAACGAAGGGGAGGAGCCGGAGAACUUCUUCUGGGUUGGCAUCGGGGGCCAGAAGGCCUACGACGAAGACGCCGACUACAUGAAGUACUCACGGCUGUUCAGGUGCUCCAACGAGAAGGGCUAUUUCUCCGUGUCGGAGAAGUGCUCCGAUUUCUGCCAGGAUGACCUGGCGGACGACGACAUCAUGCUGCUGGACAACGGCCGGGAGGUUUACAUGUGGGUGGGAACCCAGACAAGCCAGGUGGAAAUCAAGCUGAGCUUGAAAGCUUGCCAGGUGUACAUCCAGCACAUGCGCUCGAAGGCGGCCGAGCACCCCCGGAAGCUGCGCCUGGUGCGGAAAGGCAAUGAGCCCCAUCCCUUCACCCGCUGCUUCCACGCCUGGGGCGUCUUCCGCAAGCCGCCCGCCUAAGGAGCCGCGGGGGAGCACCUGCCCUGCCGGAGCGGCUGGAGCCGGCAGCCAGCCUGUAGGUCCUCUGCAGCGUGACGCUUCCCCAAGGGGAGGCACAGAACCUGCCUCUGCCCUCUAGGGCCGUCUGCCCCCCUCACCUCCCCCCGCUGCUUUGCUGCUGUUGCUGUCUCUCGCGCAGGGGCUGGUUCCUAGCAGAGGGCUUGGCCCGGAGCUGCCCUUCUCCCGGAGAGACACCCCAAGGGGCGUGGGGAGCAGCCCCCGGUGCUGAAGCUAUGUGACUAAAACUUCCCAGCCUGGCCUGUUACAUGCUGCACCUCACCUGCCCUAAGGGGACAAGGCCCAGCCCCUCUGCUCUGGUACCAGCUCCUGGCGCUGAAGAGGGGCUCAGGGCUGGAUCAGGCUGGGGCCCAUGGCUGUAUUGGGCUGAUAAGGUUAUUUCUUCCCCUGCCAAUGUGCUUCUGGUCUGACCCCAGCAGGUAGGGGUGAGAGCAGGGUGCAGGGCCUGUAGGGACAGGAGCCAAGCCGGGGUAGAGGAGGGACCUCGGCUCCAGGCAGGAGAGGCUGGGUGCGGCUAUCUGGCUCAGUGGUGCUGGAGAAUGGCUGCAGCUUCCUGCUGAGGGAAUGCAGGUCAGCGGUGGGCCAGAGCCAGCUCAGACAGCGGGGAGGGGAGCACUACGGCCAGGCAGGGGGAGCAGUGGGUGUGAAACUGGGGGGGUGGUAUCAGCCACCAGGCUACACAAGCGCCAGGAACCUCCUGCUCUCCAGGGGGAGGCUGUGGCUGUGUUUAAAAUCCCUGAAGCAGCAGCCCGGUGCCAGCCUGCACCUCACGCUUUGUCAGUCCCCACCCAGCCGGGUGCUGCCAGCAGCAGCCUGGCUCUUUACCCUCAUGCGAGCAGGCUCUGGGCUCUGCCUGGCAAAGGCACAAUCCACCGUUUCCUAUCAGCUUCCAGGGGCAGUAGGUGCCUUUCCUCUCCCUUCCCUUGCCCCUGUGCUCUACGACCUACGUGCCCAUGGCUAUGCUGCUGGGCCCAGCCCCUGUGAGACUGCGGAUCAGGGGGGAGCCCCUUCUCCUACCAGCCUGGGGAGGGUUAGAGACAGGCGGGGGCUUUGCUGCGGUCUGUUAUACAGCAAGAAGUCACACAGCCAGAGCGGGGAGUGUAACCAGCAAGGAUGUGCAGACAUGAUCCACCCAGGCCAGCACCAGCUGUGCCAGGCAG
Molecule: messenger RNA, 5086 nt
Organism: Malaclemys terrapin pileata
Lineage: Eukaryota; Metazoa; Chordata; Testudines; Emydidae
Gene: FLII
Product: FLII actin remodeling protein
Exons: 30
Coding region: 48-3869 (1273 amino acids)
Biological process (GO): myofibril assembly; actin polymerization or depolymerization; barbed-end actin filament capping
Cellular component (GO): actin cytoskeleton; nucleus; cytoplasm
Molecular function (GO): phosphatidylinositol-4,5-bisphosphate binding; actin filament binding
Source: RefSeq, a predicted model, not a curated record